Messenger RNA from Pyrus x bretschneideri (Chinese white pear), 1272 nucleotides. Its product is annotated as myb family transcription factor PHL7-like. The transcript is spliced from 6 exons. Gene Ontology annotation, molecular function: DNA binding; DNA-binding transcription factor activity. Lineage: Eukaryota; Viridiplantae; Streptophyta; Magnoliopsida; Rosales; Rosaceae. The coding region runs from base 183 to 968 and encodes 261 amino acids. The record is from RefSeq and is a predicted model, not a curated record.
AAUCCGACAGUUGGAGACAGCGUAAGGCAUAUAUCCAAAUCCAGCACUCCCCACUUAGUUCACAUCGUCAUUUGUUUUGUCUCCAACUGCUGCUUCUCGUACAUGUUGAUCCUUCUAUUAUAAUCGUGUUCCUCCUCUCCGCAGAGCUCGGGAGCAGCUGCUGAUCUUCAUCGGAUUUUGAGAUGGGUUCGAGACGAUCAGAGAGCUCUGCGGCAAACAAGGAUCGCCUGCGGUGGACGCAAGAGCUGCAUGAUAGGUUUGUGGAGGCAGUUACUAAGCUUGGUGGCCCUGAUCGGGCAACACCAAAGGGUAUCUUGAAAGCUAUGAGUGUUUCCGGACUGACCAUCUACCACAUCAAAAGCCAUUUGCAGAAGUACAGAAUCUCAAAGUUCAUUCCAGAGUCGACGAGCAAAGGCAAGCUUCAGAGAAAAAACAUUACGGAAAUGCUGCCUAAUUUUGGUACAACAUCUGCAGCUCAGCUCAAUGAAGCCUUCAAAAUUAUGCAGAUACAGUUACACAGGAGACUCAGUGAUCAACAUGAGGUGCAAAAGAACCUGAAACAUAAACUUGAAUCCCAAGGAAGGUUUCUUGAAAGAUAUUCAGCAGAACGCCAUAACACAAACAAGAACCGUCCUAUCGUGAUCACAAAACCUAGAAAAGCACCCUUGUCGCGGACAUCGCUCCCUUCUCUCUGUGACGACUCAGAAUCAAAUGCAAAGGACUUUGCAUCCGAAUCGGAGCCUGACAGAAGCGAAACACAGUCAUCUGCAGAACAAUUCCAAACUCUGAAGAAGCUCAGGCUGCACCAUCAUCAAAAUGACCCUAAUGUCCAGUUUGCACUUAACUCAGAGUUGUAUACUGCUCAAAGCCACAGCUUGCUUCUACCUCAUGAGGAGGACCACAUCAGCUUUCCUUGGAACUUUGCAGCCUGCUCAUCUCCUUUAGCAGUGCCCAGCUGCUUUCUAUAAAUAAAUUUUGAUGAGUGCCAUGUGUUAAUAUAUAUACAGUUUGCUACGAUAAAGGUGAUAUUUUGAUUUUGUUGCUUCCAUUUUGCUUUGCUUGGAAGUUUGUGGAAGCAAUCAAAAUAUCCAUCAUAGUAUAGUUUUGUAGUUGAAGAUGUUUCCUAAUAAGAUCAUCAGCAUGAUCUUGGCACCACUUUCUCUAUUGCCAAAUGGAUGACUACAUGUAUAAAUAUAAAUAUUCGAUAUGGGAUUUAGGCUGGUUUUGUUUCUGAAAUAAACUCACACUAUACUACAAUGGUAUUGUAUUCUU